AUGGGUGGUCCGAUUGUGUUGACCCAGCUGGCUACGGGUCUCGGCGUCUUGGCCGGGGCGGUCCUCGUCAAAUCGGUCAUGGACCAGAAGCCCAUGGCCGGCCCGUUUCCCAGGUGCCCCAGUUGCAAUGGCACGGGUCGGGUCUCCUGCUUCUGCUCGCGCUGGUCCGAUGGCGAUGUCGGGUGCCGGAGCUGUGCCGGGUCGGGUCGCACGUUCUGCAGAAGCUGUGGUGGUUCUGGUACUGGUCGACCCCUUCCGGUUCAAAUCUCCGUACGGCCUCCCACCCCUCCCUCGUAG
This is a messenger RNA of Prunus armeniaca (apricot), 297 nucleotides long. NCBI's taxonomy places the organism in Eukaryota, Viridiplantae, Streptophyta, Magnoliopsida, Rosales, Rosaceae. The record is from the annotation of a GenBank genome assembly.